Orycteropus afer afer is the source of this 657-nucleotide messenger RNA. RefSeq names its product ras homolog family member F, filopodia associated (gene RHOF). Gene Ontology annotation, biological process: small GTPase-mediated signal transduction; cell migration. The record is from RefSeq and is a predicted model, not a curated record. Gene Ontology annotation, molecular function: GTP binding; GTPase activity. Lineage: Eukaryota; Metazoa; Chordata; Mammalia; Tubulidentata; Orycteropodidae.
CGCCGCUAGUGCUGCCGGCGCCGGGCUAUGGAUGCCCCUGGGGCCCCGGCCCCCACCGCCGCCCCGGGCAGGAAAGCACUGAAGAUUGUGAUCGUGGGCGACGGAGGCUGCGGCAAAACUUCGCUGCUGAUGGUGUACAGCCAGGGCUCCUUCCCCGAGCACUACGCCCCGUCGGUGUUUGAGAAGUACACGGCCACCGUGACCGUGGGCAGCAAGGAGGUGACCCUGAACCUGUACGACACUGCCGGACAGGAAGACUAUGACCGGCUGCGACCCCUGUCCUACCAGAACACCCACCUCGUGCUCAUCUGCUAUGAUGUCAUGAACCCCACCAGCUACGACAACGUCCUCAUCAAGUGGUUCCCCGAGGUGACGCACUUCUGCCCACGGACCCCCAUGGUGCUCAUCGGCUGCAAGACAGACCUGAGGAAGGACAAGGAACAGCUGCGGAAACUGCGGGCCGCACAGCUGGAGCCCAUCACCUACACACAGGGCCAGAGCGCCUGCGAGCAGAUCCGCGCCGUGCUCUACCUGGAGUGUUCCGCCAAGUUCCGGGAGAACGUGGAGGACGUCUUCCGAGAGGCCGCCAAGGUUGCCCUCAGUGCUCUGAAGAAAGCCCAGCGACAGAAACAGCGCCGGCUCUGCCAGCUGCUCUGA